ACACACACACACACACACACACACACACACACACACACACACACACACACACACACACACACACACACACACACACACACACACACACACACACACUUCUCUCUCCGCGCUCCUCAUUGGCUGUUCAUUGGCGCCUCGGCUUCAGUAGCAGGCGCAUGCAGCGGCGCGCGAGACGUCAGGUGACAGAUGUCAAACGUCUUUAACCGUAUUAGAAACGGAUUUUAACAGCUUUUAACGUGUUCUAACGGUCUCAACGUGUUCCCGCCUAUUUCGACGCUUUUAACGGGUUUGGACGUUUCUUUCCGGAGACUUUACCGGACCCGUUCCUCCGUCUCCACGGAGUUCUGCGCGGUUCGGUUGGUUGGUUCCCUUCAGAUGAGUUCGCGCUGAGCUCCUCUUCCCGCCGACCCUGGGUCGUGCGCGUGUACGUGGCAGGACCCGGGAACAUGCACGUGUACGUGGCCGCCGCCCUGCUGACGGGAGUCCUGGGCUCGAACCUAACGCGGCCGGGGGGCGUGGCUUGUCCUCUGGGCUUCUUCCCCUGUGGAAACCUCAGCCUCUGUCUGCCCCAGCUGCUACACUGCAACGGCCUGGACGACUGUGGCAACCAGGCGGACGAGGAGAACUGUGGAGACAACAAUGGAUGGCCACAUCUCUUCGACAGCUACUUCGGGAUGCCCAACUCCGACCCCGGGACCAGAACCACCACCUGCCUGCUAGGAGGAGUCCCAGAGUCAUGUCAGUGUCGGGGCCUGGAGGUGGACUGUGAUGGGGGCGGACUGCAGAGCGUUCCCUCCGUCGCUGUCAACGUCACCAUGAUGUCUCUCCAGAGGAACCAUUUGGGGAAUCUGAACGGACGCGUCUUCUAUCAGUACCAGAGCCUCCACCGGCUGUAUCUGCAGCACAACGGUAUAGCAGCGGUCGACCCCGAUGCGUUCAGAGGACUCUACAACCUGACACGGCUGUACCUCAGCUUCAACCAGAUCGCCGUUCUGCUCCCCAGGGUCUUCCAGGAUCUGCACAGGCUGGAGUGGUUAAUCCUGGAGAAUAACAAGAUCCAACAGAUCUCCUCCCUCACCUUCACCGGACUGAACUCCCUGGUCCUGCUUGUUCUGCUGAACAACUCUCUGACCCGACUGGAGAACGUCUGCAGAGAAAUGCCUCGACUCAACUGGCUAGACCUGGAGGGAAAUGAGAUCCAGACUAUUGGAAACACCUCCUUCUCCUCCUGCAGCCGGCUGACCGUCCUGGUUCUCCAGAGGAACAGGAUCAGUGUGAUCCAGGACCAGGCCUUCUCCGUACUCCGCCUGCUAGGAGAGCUGGAUCUGUCCAACAACCGGCUGGCCUCCCUCCCUCCUCGUCUCUUCUCCUUCCUGGGGGAUCUUCUCCAACUGAACGUAUCGCAUAACCCUAUCUUCCAGCUCCAGGUGGAUCACUUCGCUGAGCUCCACAAGCUCAAGUCUCUGAGUCUGGAAGGUCUGGAGAUCCCCAACAUCCACCGCAGGAUGUUUGAGCCGCUGCCCCACCUCACCCACAUCUACUUCAAGCGGUUCCAGUACUGCGGCUACGCGCCCCACGUCCGCAGCUGUAAGCCCAACACCGACGGCAUCUCGUCGCUGGAGGACCUGCUUGCCAACGUGAUGCUGAGGGUCUUCGUCUGGGUGGUCUCCGCCGCCACCUGCUGUGGGAACCUCUUCGUCAUCUGCAUGCGCUCCUACAUCCGCUCAGAGAACAAGCUGCACGCCAUGUGCAUCAUCUCCCUUUGCUGUGCUGACGGGCUGAUGGGCGUGUACCUCUUCAUGAUCGGGGCGUAUGACCUGAAGUUCCGGGGCGAGUACAACCGGCACGCCGUGGCCUGGAUGGACAGCGCGGCCUGCCAGGUGGUGGGGGCGCUGGCCAUGCUGAGCACCGAGGUGUCGGUGCUGCUGCUCACCUACCUGACCCUGGAGAAGUACAUCUGCAUCGUGUACCCCUUCCAGUACGUGACCCCGGGCUGGCGCCGCACCGUCAGCAUCCUGCUGGCCGUCUGGGCCCUGGGCCUCCUCAUCGCCUUCCUGCCCCUCGCCGGCAACCGGCUCUUCAGGAACUUCUACGGCACCAACGGGGUCUGCUUCCCCCUGCACUCGGAGCGGCCGGAGACGCCCUGGGCCCACGUCUACUCCAUCGUCAUCUUCCUGGGUCUGAACCUGCUGGCCUUCCUGAUCAUCGUGCUGUCCUACGCCAGCAUGUUCUACAACAUCCAGACGACGGGCACGCAGACGCCGCUAUACACCAACCACCUCCGCAACGAGCUCAGCAUCGCACGGCGCUUCUUCAGCAUCGUCAUCACCGACUCCCUCUGCUGGAUCCCCAUCUUCAUCCUCAAGGUGCUGUCCCUGCUGCAGGUCGACAUCCCAGGUACUAUCUGCUCCUGGGUGGUGAUCUUCAUCCUGCCCAUCAACAGUGCUCUGAACCCCAUCCUCUACACCCUGACCACGCGGCCCUUCAAGGAGACACUGGUCCGCGUCUGGUCCAACUACCGGCAGCAGAGGCCCCUGCUGGGGGCCCCGUCGGCCCACCACCCCUCCCUGACCUGGCAGGAGAUGUGGCCGCUGCAGGAGAACAGCCCUCCCCCCCCAACGCCCCCGGAGGUCCAGACUUACCCCCCCGAGAAGGUCAGCCUCAGCCCCCCCCGCCCCCUCCACCGGGACUCCCCAGAGAAGGUCCACCUACCGCCCCAAGACCCGGUCCAGGUCUCCCCUCCCUAUGAGGUCCACCUCGACCUCCAGCAGAACCUCCAGAUCCUUCAUCCAAACCAGAUCCAGACGACCCCCCCAGGGAACCACUCCCUACUCCUAGACCCCGUCCUAGACUCCACCUAGGCCCCAUCCAGGACCCCUCCCCACCAGGGCCACCCCCCAGGACAAGACCCCACCUAGACCCCCUCCAUGAACCUCCACACUCCCCGCCAGGUCCACCCCCCACUCCUAGACCACUACCAGACCCCCUUCAGGACACCCCCCCCCCCCCCCCCCCCCGCAGGCCCACCUUCCACUCCUAGACCCCUCCUAGUCCCCACGUAGACCCCCUUCAGGACCCCCUCCCCACCAGGUCCGACCCCCACUCCUAGACCCCUCCUAGACCCCAUCCAGGACCCUCUGCCCCCCAGGCCCACCCCAGACCCCACCUAGGUCUCUCCCUCUCAGGGACGGAGCGAUGGUGGG
Messenger RNA from Gadus macrocephalus (Pacific cod), 3203 nucleotides. It is a transcript of the gene rxfp1, whose product is annotated as relaxin family peptide receptor 1. Gene Ontology annotation, molecular function: protein binding; G protein-coupled receptor activity. Gene Ontology annotation, cellular component: membrane. Lineage: Eukaryota; Metazoa; Chordata; Actinopteri; Gadiformes; Gadidae. Gene Ontology annotation, biological process: G protein-coupled receptor signaling pathway. The record is from RefSeq and is a predicted model, not a curated record. The transcript is spliced from 18 exons. The coding region runs from base 447 to 2861 and encodes 804 amino acids.